This is a messenger RNA of Copidosoma floridanum, 1153 nucleotides long. RefSeq names its product huntingtin-interacting protein K. NCBI's taxonomy places the organism in Eukaryota, Metazoa, Arthropoda, Insecta, Hymenoptera, Encyrtidae. Gene Ontology annotation, biological process: negative regulation of apoptotic process; protein stabilization. The record is from RefSeq and is a predicted model, not a curated record.
GUCUAUUUUUCAUAUGUCUAUGCUUUUUACGCGGUUUCGUUUCUUAAAGAUCCAUCGUCAAUUGUCUAUACAUAAUAUUUUGUUUUUAACAUAAUAAAAUCGAACAUAAUGGCAGAUGAGGACGUAAACGGAGACUCAGACGAGGUGCAACAAGAGAAGUCGCAAAAGAAGACCGCCAAGUACGAUAGCGGAGCCGCGGACCUCGAGAAAGUCACCGACUAUGCCGAGGAGAAAGAGAUCACGUCGUCCGAAGGCUUGUCUAGUGCAAUGAGCAUAAUUGGAGACAGGCGGAAUAAAGAAGUUGAAGAAAAAAAAGCAAAAGAGAAAGAACUGUUGAAAGUUUCUAUUAACAAGGAAGACGUUGAUCUAAUAAUGAAAGAGAUGGAAAUCAACAGAAAUCUUGCAGAACAAACUUUGAGGGAACACAGAGGAAAUGUUGUGGAAGCACUAGUUACUCUAACCAGUUGAGAAUCUAGAGAACUUUAUUUGAGCGAUUUGAAUAAGUGGCUGAAAGUGAUUAACUGUGAGAGAUUGACCAAUCAAAUUUUUCAUUAUUUAUUACCAUAAAAGAAAUAUUCAUCCAAAGAAGAAUAAAGUGACUGUUAAAUUUUUUUUUUUUUUUUAUGUAUUUUAGUUGUUGAUCAUUUUUUAAUAUCUCUAAAACUCUUAUCCUUAAGGUGGCUGUUGGAAAAAGGGUAAAUAAUCAUCACAUUGUUUAUAAUGAAAAUGUAAUUUAUUUGAUGUGGUGCAGCGACUUAAAAUAAUUGAAAAAUGAAUGUAUGAGCUGGUAUCGAUGAGCAGUACUUUGCCUUAAGGACUGCCUCUGUUGUCAUUAUUAAGAAAAAUAAAAAAAAAAUCAUCCAAGUUAAAUGCAACAUAAAUAUGGAAGUGCGUUGAGAAACAAAACAUCGGCAAUCCAUAGUACAUUUGUACUGAUUUCCAUGAUAAGGUAACAUACUUGCACUUAGUUUAUCAAAUUUUUCCUGUUAUACGCUCAUAUACUUUUGCUGUUGAUCUUUGACAAUAGACAAUAACUUUUAAAUGGUAUUUACCAUUUAAGAAAAUCGUUGAUAUAAAUUUUUAUUUUACUCAUCCGUUAUCAGUCGGACAGUCCCAAAUUCAGUGCAUGGAUUAAUAAAAAUUUGAAUUUCAA